GGGCUCCGGCUGUACACUUUCGCUGGCUUCGCUGGUCCCUCUCAGAAAUUCGAGACGGGCGAGGACGAAGACGAAGGAUCGAUAGAUCGAUCGAUUCAUACGGACUGCGGUCGGGCUCGGUUUCGUAGGCCCAGGCGUGUUGGAUUUCGGAUUUCAGAGAUCGAGAUGAUGAUGAGGACGGGAAAAUGGACUGCCGCCGCCGGAGCUCUGCUCGCGCUCUAUCUUCUGACGACACUCUACUCCGUUCAGGCUAAGAAGGAAAGCAAUUUGGAGACCAUCACACACAAAGUCUACUUCGACAUCGAGAUUGAUGGUCAGAGUGCCGGGCGAAUUGAAAUGGGUCUUUUCGGCAACGCAGUUCCGAAGACCGUAGAAAAUUUCCGAGCACUUUGUACCGGAGAGAAGGGUGCUGGACCGAGUGGUAAACCCUUGAACUACAAGGGAAGUGUUCUCCAUCGCAUUAUUCCUGGUUUCAUGAUUCAGGGUGGUGAUACAACGUACGGAAACGGAAGAGGCGGAGAAUCCAUUUAUGGAACCAAAUUUGCUGAUGAGUCGUUCAAGUUGAAGCACACUGGACCAGGAAUCCUGUCCAUGGCCAACUCUGGACCAAAUACCAACGGCUCUCAGUUUUUUAUCUGCACCGUCAAGACCAGCUGGUUGGACGGCAGGCACGUAGUAUUCGGAAAGGUUCUCCAUGGCAUGGAUGUUGUCUACAAAGUGGAGGCAGAGGGAACCUCAAGUGGCACCCCAAAGAAAACAGUAAAAAUUUCUGCCAGUGGUGAACUUCCCCUGUAGGUUUUCUCCCUAAUAUGAGCAUGAUGUACACUGUUAUUGGCAUCGUAAAGUUGAAAUGUAUACUGCGUGUGGAAAGAAUACUACCAUUCAGAUUGUAUUCACCAAUUUUGAAAUUCUAAGUGCAAACUUCAGUUUACUAGCAACAUUGCAGAUUGCCCCAUCUUAGAUUCAGCACAUUUCCAGCUCUACAGUGACUCCUUGGGUCAGUCUUGCGUCACAGGUGAAGAUCUUGUAGGUGUUACUGUGGUUGUUUCAUGCCUAGAAUGGAUAUAGCGAAUACAGAUAUUUUUGGUCUGGGGAUUAUGAGUUCAGUUACAUUCUGCGUUAUGUUGGUUUGGUACAAGUGAAGCAGCAGCAUCUUCUCUUUCCUCUUAUUUGUUGGUCGCUUUUAUCAUAAGAUUCGAGCUCUUUUAUAGAGUAUGUAAGUACUCACGAAGUAUUAAGUCGCUUAAAGGCGUUAAAUGUCAUUGUUAGAAUUCCGUUUUAGAGAAGGUCUCUAACUUCAAAACCGUGACAUGUAUCGUAUACACAUUACAAGGACAAAGAAGUCUCUUC
Molecule: messenger RNA, 1350 nt
Organism: Marchantia polymorpha subsp. ruderalis
Lineage: Eukaryota; Viridiplantae; Streptophyta; Marchantiopsida; Marchantiales; Marchantiaceae
Source: the annotation of a GenBank genome assembly